Messenger RNA from Ipomoea triloba (trilobed morning glory), 603 nucleotides. RefSeq lists its product as uncharacterized. NCBI's taxonomy places the organism in Eukaryota, Viridiplantae, Streptophyta, Magnoliopsida, Solanales, Convolvulaceae. The transcript is spliced from 2 exons. Bases 5 to 430 code for a protein of 141 amino acids. The record is from RefSeq and is a predicted model, not a curated record.
AAAAAUGGAAUCAUGGGAAGAUGACAACAUUUUGUUUGAAGAACUUACUAGGCAACUAUUAGAAUUGACAGAAGAGGAUGAUAACAAGAGGAUCGUCAACUCAAAACAUGGUAAUAGAUAUAGGCCAUCGAUAUUGCAACCCCAAUGUCGGUUUGAGUGGAUACAUAGCGAGGAUACCAACAACAAAGUGCCCAAAUACCUUGUAGAGCUGUGGAAUAGAGAGAAAAGCAAUAAUGGAACUGGGGUGUUCAUACCAAAGCGUAGUACUAACAAAGGGAAAGGCUCUAUAAAAGAAAAUAUGUUGCACCCUCAGUGCCUUGUAUUCUCUUGGAUAUCAGAAUAUAGAGGUUGGGUGUUCAUUGGAACUGGGGCGUCUGUGCCCAUAUCGUUAACUUUGCCAGAGCAGAUAACCCGGAAGGAAGAACCGUAGGCGAGGAAGAGCACACACAAAAGUGGCAAAGGUUAACUAAUCAAUCAUGCAUCCUAUCUAUUGGCAAGCCGGUGUGGUGAAAUUUAAAUAGAUUGAGUACUUCGAUCCAUCCAUUUCAAUAAUACCACCUUUUCGAGUGGUCAACAACUUCAAUUGUUCUCCCAAAUGCACCU